This is a messenger RNA of Dalotia coriaria, 2692 nucleotides long. It is a transcript of the gene MFS3, whose product is annotated as major facilitator superfamily transporter 3. Lineage: Eukaryota; Metazoa; Arthropoda; Insecta; Coleoptera; Staphylinidae. Gene Ontology annotation, biological process: monoatomic anion transport; transmembrane transport. The transcript has 6 exons. The coding region runs from base 336 to 1982 and encodes 548 amino acids. Gene Ontology annotation, cellular component: membrane. Gene Ontology annotation, molecular function: transmembrane transporter activity. The record is from RefSeq and is a predicted model, not a curated record.
UGGUACACAAGAUUAUUUUCAGGCAAUUUGCAAAUUGUCGCUCGCGCUCCUGAUUACUGCAACUGUGUGAACGGUAGUAGGGAUUCUAUCGAUCCCGCGCCGGGCAUUCCUCGUCAUCCUUGCCGUCCUCGUUUUCCCGAUUCAGCCUCACAUUAUCUCGCGCACCGCUGCCAGUCGACGGACAGUGAUGUUGGUGACUAUAUGUGCCAUCGGUAUCGUUAACAGUCGGCAACGACAAGUCUACGAUUUAUUUGCCUUGCCACAUUCGACAAAUAGUUCUUCAAAGGCCACAAUUCUGUGAGCAGUGGUAAACGCACCUGUCCCACGAGCAGCGCAUGCUGGUAGAAAUUCCGUCGCAAUCAACAAGUAUCGAAAAAGCAAACACUUCCGAGUCAACAGAAGCAUCUACAGUAGCAAUUAUGAGCGAAGCGAUUCCGGCUCGAGGGAACCUUUUCGGUCGGUUCAUCUCAGCGCGAUAUCUGUUGGCUGUCCUUGGUUCCCUCGGCAUGGCCAUCGUUUAUGGACUCAAAGUGAACCUGAGCGUUGCCAUCAUCAGCAUGCUCAACCAUACUGCGCUCUCCUACGAAAACCGUCGGCACACCCCCGCUGAUAAGAAUGACGACACUUGCUAUGCCGGAGAUGGCGGAAACAUUACUGACAGGCACGAAGAUGGACCCUUUACAUGGCCCGGAACUAUGCAGGGUACCAUGCUGAGUUCCUACUUUUGGGGGUACAUCUUAGCGCAGAUUCCAGGUGGUAGAAUCGCGGAAUUGUUCAGCGCCAAAUGGGUGAUGUUUUUUGCUGUGGCGAUCAACAUUGCCUGCACAGUCCUCACUCCUUUGGCGGCAAAGUUACAUUUUGCUGCCAUGCUGGUGAUGCGUAUCUGCGAGGGCAUUGGCGGUGGCGUAACCUUUCCUGCCAUGCACGUCUUGCUGGCACACUGGUCACCACCGGGAGAACGCAGUGUAAUGAUCAGUAUUGUCUACGCUGGCACCGCCCUGGGUACUGUAGUAAGUAUGAUUUCCACGGGGGUCCUCGCAGGGACCUUGGGAUGGGAGAGUGUCUUCUAUGUAAUGGGCAGUGCAAGUGGCGUCUGGCUAGUUUUAUGGGGCCUCCUCAUUGCGGACACCCCAGAUAAGCAAGUUUACAUUGAUGAGGACGAACGAUUGUUUCUUGUAGGCUCUUUGGGCAAGGAGACCAAAAACUCUAAGAAGAUGAAAGUCCCGUGGAAGUCUGUUUUUACUUCAGCUCCCUUUCUAGCGAUUUUUGUUGCACAUACCUGCAACAACUGGGGAUGGUAUGUCGUCCUCAUAGAGUUGCCCACCUAUCUAAAAAGCGUACAAAAAUUCCAAAUAACUUCUAACGCUAUCAUUACUGCGGUGCCGUUUUUCCUCAUGUGGGUCUACAGCCUGAUUCUUAGCCGCACCCUGGACAACCUUCGUUCUCGGAAAAUCAUUGAUACGACUUGCGCUCGCAAAUCCGCAACGUUCAUCUCGAGUUUCAUCCCGAUGCUGUGCUUCAUGGCAAUGAUUUACAUUGGUUGCAUGAAAUACGUUGCCGUUAUUUUAAUGACCAUUACGGUGACUGUAAUCGGCGGUAUGUUCAGCGGUUUUCUUUCGAAUCAUAUCGACAUCGCACCGAAUUUUGCCGGCACUCUGAUGGCGUUAACAAAUACAGCUGCGACCAUUCCUGGUAUCAUUGUGCCUCUCUUUGUAGGCGAGCUUACACAAAAGGACCCGUCACUGCGCUCCUGGCGAAUCAUUUUUUGGACGACUAUCGUAUUGUACUUGAUUGAAAUUUUUGUAUACGUGAUGUUCGCCAGUGGGGAGGAGCAACCGUGGAAUCGCGCUGACUACAACGAUAUUAUCGAAGCGCAGCCCUUGAAUUCUCCGAGCAUCGAACCCCCCGGCGAUUAUAAAUCUACGCGUGACGAAGAAGACGACAAUCAGAAGGCGGCUGACGCAAAUAAUGCUGGAAAAUAAAGUUAUAACGCCGUGAAAAUGAAAUGAUUGGGAUUGGAAAUGCAAAUCUUUAUCGUUUCACGAUUUACUUCACAGAGGAAUACACAAACGUCGGCUGACGUCUGCGGCUAUAUUACAACGUUUAUAAUUUCAUCGCAUUGAUAAUCGUCUAUUUUCGGAAAUUAUCUUGACGGUCUACGUUGUAGAUGUAUUCAUGUGGAAUUGCCAACUACACAUUUUAAAUGUCUAAAUAAUCUAUAUUUUGCUAAUAAUCAUCUAUGUCUCAAUUUUAUCUGCUCAUGUUCAAGCAAAGACAUAAGCACAAUACAACAAAAAGACUGGCAAAAAAACUGAAAGGUAAAGAAAAAUAUCUAAAGUCAUUUUCAAGACUCGUGAUUCACACACAUUCUGACAAUGUUAUAGUUGAAGGUAUAUCUGUUUCUCGAUUACGUUAAAAAUGAAUUUUCUUCCUCUUGGGAAAGCGUGCUGGGCCCAAGGAAAUCUUCACUUACACUUUCUAAAGAUUCAACGUGAUGUAUGUACUCUUAAAACAAUAAUCAUAAUCGAUAACCAUACUCUUGGCCAGAAACAAGAACAACUAUAUGAUCAACUGAUCGAAUUAUCUCAUUAUAAAUAUUUCAGAAUACAUAUAUUAUAUAUUUAUUGAUGUUUUAUAAAAUAGUCAAUAUGUAACACGUAUUACAAUAUUAUAUAAAUAUUUAAUGGUGUAA